CUCCCUGACAAGACAUCAUGCAAGCUCUAUGGAACUUGGAUAGAAAUAAUCCCCACAUUAAUCGAACCUCUCUUGAUGUAUCUCGCAAGAACAGUUGGCCAGCCACUUGAGAAGUUGAAUUCCACUAUAUCCGCAUGUGCUACAAAUUCAUGCGCUCAAAAGCGCACAACAAUUGUUUGUCUCUUCUUUGACCAUAAGUGU
This is a messenger RNA of Suillus paluster, 201 nucleotides long. RefSeq lists its product as uncharacterized. The transcript has a single exon. The annotation marks the transcript as partial. The record is from RefSeq and is a predicted model, not a curated record. Lineage: Eukaryota; Fungi; Basidiomycota; Agaricomycetes; Boletales; Suillaceae.